AUGACGCGGCUGACAGGAGGAGAAGUCACCGGGAGGCAGCGAUUGGUUUUGGGGUCUGGAGAGUGGCAUCCCAGCUGGGGAGCCUUGGUGCUGGGCUUUGGAUUGGGAGCGGAAGAGCUGACCAUGGCUUCUGAGACAGCACAAGCACAGGACAAGGGCCUGACCCUCGGGGGCUAUCUUGACCUAACCAGCGCACACAGGCUACAUGCCCCUCGGGAAUCUCAGAUAAAACAGUCAUCACCAAGCAAGAUAACUUGUCUGAGCGCAUUCCAGCAUCAUGUCCCUUCCCUGCGGCGCUGCGAGGCAUGCUGUGUCUUCUCUCUGGGACCUCCAGAACCCUACAGAAAUAAUGGACAUCUUACCACAUUAAUUAAUGCCUUAGCAGCUGAUUGGCAUGGAUUUUUAAAGAGGCUAGUGUUUGCUUUAUGUGGGAAGUUGAAAUACCUCUGGAAUCUCUUUUUGAUUUAUGAUUCUAUGAAUAAGAGUGAUAAGGAGAUGGAUGUCCAGAACUCGAAAAUAAUAAAGGAAAUAAUACAGAUAAGUGGUGUGAUGGACAGCUUGGGUAUUAAUAUUAUGAAGCUGGAUAACAUUAAGAUGAAUGAGGAAGAUGCUAUAAAAUUGGCGGAAGGUCUGACAAACCUGAAGAAGUUGUGUUUACUCCAUUUGACCCACUUGUCUGACACUGGAGAGGGAAUGGAUUGCAUGGUCAAGUCUCUAUCAGCCAAACCCUGUGACCUUGAAGAAAUCCAAUUAGUCUCCUGUUGCCUGUCUGCAAAUGCCAUGAAAACCCUAGGUAAGUUGUCUGAACUAACUGAACAAAAACAGUUUUUUCUUUACCUGGUGCAUUUUUUGAGAAGCACUCUGAAAAACUUCCAGCAGCUGGAUUUGGCAGGCAACUGUGUGAGCAAUGAUGGAUGGCUUGCCUUCAUGGACGUAUUUGAAAAUCUUCAACAGUUAGUGUUUUUUGACUUCAGCACUAAAGGAUUUUUACCCAAUGCAGCAUUAGUCAGAAAACUUGGCCAUGUGUUAUCCAAGUUAACUUUUUUGCAAGAAGCUAGGCUCAUUGGGUGGCAAUUUGAUGAUGAAGAUCUCAUUGUUAUUAAAGGUAAUUUUAAACUAGUAACUGCUUAAAUAAAGGGUGCUCUAAGCCAACAAAUGCUCUGGGGGCCUCAUUACUUUCAUUCUAGUGA
This is a messenger RNA of Loxodonta africana (African savanna elephant), 1190 nucleotides long. It is a transcript of the gene NLRC4, whose product is annotated as NLR family CARD domain containing 4. Gene Ontology annotation, biological process: detection of bacterium; defense response to bacterium. NCBI's taxonomy places the organism in Eukaryota, Metazoa, Chordata, Mammalia, Proboscidea, Elephantidae. The record is from RefSeq and is a predicted model, not a curated record.